Lagopus leucura (white-tailed ptarmigan) is the source of this 3847-nucleotide messenger RNA. It is a transcript of the gene GHR, whose product is annotated as growth hormone receptor. Gene Ontology annotation, biological process: positive regulation of receptor signaling pathway via JAK-STAT; cytokine-mediated signaling pathway; positive regulation of peptidyl-tyrosine phosphorylation. Gene Ontology annotation, molecular function: cytokine binding; growth hormone receptor activity; peptide hormone binding. Gene Ontology annotation, cellular component: growth hormone receptor complex; membrane; cytosol. NCBI's taxonomy places the organism in Eukaryota, Metazoa, Chordata, Aves, Galliformes, Phasianidae. The record is from RefSeq and is a predicted model, not a curated record. The transcript is spliced from 10 exons. The coding region runs from base 185 to 2011 and encodes 608 amino acids.
GCUGCUGCCCGAGGCGCCCCGAUGGUGCUGGGGCUACGGCGGGGAGCGCCGGGCAACUUGGGGGAAGUUCUGAGCCGGGCGGUGCUGGGAUGGCUGGAGAAGGCCACAUUUUGCAGUUGAGCUGAGGGACGUGUGAAGCAUCAUAGAAUCAUCCAUCCCCUGCUGACAUUUGAGAAUUAGAGGUAUGGAUCUUCGGCAUCUGCUGUUUACUUUGGCACUGGUCUGUGCAAAUGACUCACUUUCUGCAAGUGAUGAUCUUCUGCAGUGGCCACAAAUCAGCAAGUGCAGAUCACCUGAGCUGGAGACAUUUUCAUGUUAUUGGACUGAUGGAAACCUCACUACUUCAGGAACAAUACAACUGUUGUAUAUGAAAAGGAAUGAUGAAGACUGGAAAGAAUGCCCUGAUUAUAUCACUGCAGGAGAAAAUAGCUGUUACUUCAACACAUCCUACACCUCGAUUUGGAUACCGUAUUGUGUUAAGCUUGCCAAUAAAGAUGAAGUAUUCGAUGAAAAAUGUUUCAGUGUUGAUGAAAUAGUACUACCUGAUCCCCCUGUGCAUCUUAACUGGACUCUGCUAAAUACUAGUCAAACUGGGAUCCAUGGGGAUAUUCAAGUACGAUGGGAUCCACCACCAACAGCAGAUGUUCAGAAAGGAUGGAUUACUCUGGAGUAUGAAUUGCAGUACAAAGAAGUUAAUGAGACAAAAUGGAAGGAGUUAGAACCCAGGCUCUCAACAGUGGUUCCACUGUAUUCUCUGAAGAUGGGACGAGAUUAUGAGGUUCGAGUCCGAUCCAGACAGCGUACCUCCGAAAAGUUUGGGGAGUUCAGCGAAAUCCUCUAUGUUUCCUUUACUCAAGCAGGCAUUGAAUUUGUUCAUUGUGUUGAAGAAAUCGAGUUUCCCUGGUUCUUAGUAGUUGCCUUCGGAGUGUGUGGGCUGGCCAUAACAGCGAUCUUAAUCCUGCUGUCUAAACAGCCAAGGCUAAAAAUGCUGAUUUUUCCUCCUGUACCAGUUCCAAAGAUUAAAGGGAUUGACCCAGAUCUCUUGAAGAAAGGAAAGCUAGAUGAAGUGAACUCCAUCUUAGCCAGCCAUGACAACUACAAGACACAGCUAUACAAUGAUGACUUGUGGGUUGAGUUUAUUGAAUUAGACAUAGAUGACUCCGAUGAAAAGAACAGAGUCUCAGAUACUGACAGGCUCCUGAGUGAUGAUCAUCUGAAAUCACACAGUUGCUUGGGAGCAAAGGAUGAUGAUUCUGGACGUGCCAGUUGUUGUGAACCAGAUAUUCCAGAGACAGACUUCAGUGCAAGUGACACAUGUGAUGCCAUCUCUGACAUUGAUCAGUUCAAGAAGGUAACAGAAAAGGAAGGGGAUCUCUUGUGCCUUCAUAGGAAAGAUGAUGAUGAGGCACUUCGAAGUCUUGCCAACACAGAUACCCAACAGCCACCUACUAGUACUCAGUCUGAAAGCAGAGAGUCAUGGCCUCCUUUUGCAGAGAGCACUGACUCAGCUAGUCCAUCAGUCCAAACUCAGCUAAGUAACCAGAAUUCUCUGACAAACACUGACUUCUAUGCUCAAGUGAGUGAUAUUACUCCAGCUGGAAGUGUUGUACUUUCUCCAGGGCAGAAAUCCAAGGUGGGGAGAGCGCAAUGCGAAGGCUGCACAGAACAAAACUUCACCAUGGACAAUGCCUAUUUCUGCGAGGCAGAUGUGAAAAAAUGUAUUGCUGUGAUUUCCCAGGAAGAGGAUGAGUCACGUGUUCAGGAGCAAAGCUGUAAUGAGGACACUUACUUCACCACAGAAAGCCUUACCACUACUGGUAUCAGUCUUGGAGCUUCAAUGGCAGAAACCCCAAGUAUGGAAAUGCCUGUCCCAGACUACACUUCUAUUCAUAUAGUUCACUCUCCACAAGGCCUUGUGCUCAAUGCAACUGCACUGCCUGUGCCAGAGAAAGAAUUUAACAUGUCUUGCGGCUAUGUGAGCACAGACCAGCUGAACAAAAUCAUGCCGUAGCAAUUCUUUGACUAGAUGUGUGCAGUAUUUCACAGCAGAGGGUCAGCUUGGGCUUUUGUGCUGAAACCAAAAUGAAGUCUAAACAUUUGUUGUGGUUCUUAAAAGUUUAUCUCAAAUGUUGAAGCAUAAAAUAUUCAUCAUAAUAUUCCUCUUGUUCUGUAAAUAUUAUCUAUGAAUUUGUCUUGAGACUGCUUAACUAGCCGUGACUGUCUUGUUCUUGUGGGUGUUGAUUUUUGUGAUACUAAACAUUGAAAUGACUAUGUUUAAUGUACAGUAAAUCACGCUUUUUGUAAAGCUAAAAAUCAGGUGGUCUAAAAUCUGAGAAUUUAGUAAAAUCGUGCAGUUGACAGAGAUCUUUCUAUCAAUAAUUGGGAACUGAGCAUGAGGGUGAAAAAAUCCACAGAAGUAGUUUGAAAAAAGCAUCUAUUUUGAUCCAUAUAAAUUAAUAAAAUAUAUUUUAAUACUUCAGGCACAAAAGCGUAGAUGUUUUAUAUUACACUACAUGAUGUAGUUUAAUUACAAUGGCCCAUCCAAGGAAUGUAAGAGCUGCAGUCUUGAAAAAAAGUUUUCUGUUUCAUAAAAGUUUUGUUUGCAGCAAAAAUUAAAGAUAGAUUUUACAGAGCCAUUUUAUACCUCUAAAGAAAUCUGUUGAGAAAUUUUGAAAUAUUUUAGGAGCUUAGAGUGAUUGAUCCUAUUGCUUUCUUAUGGUAACUAGUAUAGAAAUAGACAUGAAAUUUAAAGUUUUUGUAGAAAACUUUAAACUAUACAAAAUAUUUGGACAAAAAUUUCUGUUAUUCAUCAAAUUCUGGUUAAUGAUAAUAUACUUUUUUAAAGCAAGAUUUCAGUGACCACAGUAUUAAGGAGUAUGGAAGUACACUUUCACUGAAAAUUUGUGAAAACACAUGAAUAAGCUCUGGUGAUUUAGUAGCAUAAUCUUUUCAUAUUUGACCAACUUCUGAAGCCCUCCGAUGGACAAAGCUACCACAGCAGUUAUUAGACUAACACAUGAAGUAUUGAUUAAGAAAAUAAGGACUUCAGGAUUUGGCCAGCGGUUGAUUUUUUAAGCUAUAAAUAGAUUUAAAGUCUUCAGUGGAACACAGGAAUUUAAUACAGUGUUGUUAAAAAGGAUUUGUCCUCUUUGCCUACAGUAUCUCCUCUGACUGCGCUAGGCAGACUUAGGAAAGAAAAGUUAUGAGAAAACCAAAACCAAGUGGGAAAGUUCUCUUUAUUUUUAAGUAUAUAAAGAACUUGACAGAGCUUUGCAAUGAGUUUUUAUUGCUUCAGAAGAUACCUUACUAGACUAUAGCUCCAUCACAGCAGGGUUCUUCUGAUAAAGCAAAUGGGGAUGUUCAUUGCCUUUCUCUGACAUGAACACAAGUGUAUGACGUGCCGUGAAUGCAGAUCUUGCUCAUGAUGUCUCCCACUGAACUCACUGAUGCUCUCUUUGUGACCAAGGGCUACAGGACUGAGCCCAACUAUUGGGUGGGAUUUUUACGUUUAGAACGUACUUAUGGUAAAUGUGCAUUAGGUAUUCUGCUAAUUUGCUGCUAUAUUUUUCUAACAGCUACAUUAUUUAGUUUCAUAUAAAAUUUCAUAGAUGAUAGACACUAAUGCAAGUAAAGCCUAUGUGUGUUCGGAAGAAGUUUCUUACUCUGUUUCUAUUGCAAAAAAUAGUUAAAUACCUCAAUCAAACUCAGAAUGUUGUUUUGGUACUUUACUGGUCACACAAGCCAUUAUUCGCCGGUCAGAAGAUGUGUCUUUCAGUUUCUAUUUAACUUUCCUUAUGUCAGUGUUUUGUUUGUUUUCCUCAAAGUUUAAUAAAUGUAUUGUCUUUGA